Ceratitis capitata (Mediterranean fruit fly) is the source of this 3610-nucleotide messenger RNA. It is a transcript of the gene Cdc7, whose product is annotated as cell division cycle 7-related protein kinase. Gene Ontology annotation, cellular component: nucleus. The coding region runs from base 788 to 3187 and encodes 799 amino acids. The transcript is spliced from 3 exons. Gene Ontology annotation, biological process: protein phosphorylation; mitotic DNA damage checkpoint signaling. Gene Ontology annotation, molecular function: ATP binding; protein serine/threonine kinase activity. Lineage: Eukaryota; Metazoa; Arthropoda; Insecta; Diptera; Tephritidae. The record is from RefSeq and is a predicted model, not a curated record.
AUUUCACAAAGCUCUGCCAGGAACGCCCCACGGUUUUGCCUGCCCGGAAAAUGCAACACCGGGUAUAAUACACUUUCAGUCUUGCUGUCAUUCUCGCAGCAAACUCGAUUUUUGUAUUUUGGCAGAAAAACUACAAGGCGGAAUUGUUUUUUUGAUAAAUUUUUAUAUAUUCAUAUUGUUAAAAAUUUCUAUUUAUACAAUUUUUUUUUUCAAAUACACGGGAUAUACAAUUUAAAAAAUUCCAUAAUAUUUCGAUCGACAACAUUGGAAGCAGUGAAAUAAAUAAAUAAAUUUUCUUGUGCAAAAUUGUUUGUAUGUCGACGAAUGAGAGCAAAACUUUGAUGAGUACUGUUUGAAGUGAAUUGAAAAUUUUCCGUAUUCUGUUUUGGAAAAAAACGCCAGCUUCCUGCUUUUCCUGAACAACGAGGGCAGAUCGCGUUUACGGCGUGUUUUAGUGAGGUCAACGAUUUUUUGUUUUCGAAAUUCUAAUAAGAAAGUUUUUAUCGUGAAUUUUGCCGUGGAUUACUAGAAAUCCAUUUGGAAUAGUGGGGCUUCGGAGCUAGAGAAGUGCCCAAAAAGUGUUGUGAAAAUAAUACCUCAUAAACGUUUUAGAAUAACCAUAAAGCGUACAAGUCAGGGGCGACAAUUAGCGCAACCAAACGAAAUAGCAGCGUAUACAGCAGCUGCUAGGAAUAUACAAAAAAAAACAAAAAUUGCGCCAGUUCGUCAAAGUAAAUCAAAAAUCCGGCGAGACAGAAAGCCGGAACUUAGGCAAGUCAGGAAAAAAAUGGAAAAGAAAUCACAUAAAUCCACUCGAAAUGGCAACAUAAUAGCACAUAGUGGCGGUGGUAUCGGUACUACUGCCAAUACCGCCGGCUGCGGCUCUACAAAAGAGCGUGCACAUGUUAUUAGUGCCUCAACUAUCAAUAGUUUUAGUAGCGGCAGCAAGCAGCGAAGUAGCAAUUCGAGUCAUCACAAUCACACGCAUCACGGACAUCACACUGCGGCUAGUCAUCAGCAUCAGCUUAAUACACACAGUCAGAAACAACAGCAAACGCAAGUGCAGCACGCGGCGCUACAUGCGGCUAGUCCAGCGCUGAUGCUUGCUGUCGGCAAGGUGACCACCGAAUCCAGCAAAAAUACGAAAGUCACAAGCGAACAUAUCUCCAACGCAUUGGAUCACGUAGCGACAGUACUAUCAACCGUCAGUCCCAAGUUGACAUCAACCACAGCCGCAACGGCGACGACGAACACAACAGCGAUGCGCAACAAAAAUGAAGAGGCUAUCAACGAUUUACGUCAACGCAUUCCUGAAAUCGAAAAUAUAUUCGAUGUGCACAGUCGUAUUGGUAAUGGCACCUUUAGUACGGUACUUUUGGGCACACUGAAGAAGGAACGGGAAUUACCUGAACAUUUGCGUCGGAAAUUUGCCAUUAAACAUCACAUACCCACCAGUCAUCCGGAUAGGAUAAUGAAGGAGUUGCAGUGUAUGGCGAAAAUUGGCGGCACGAACAACGUCGUCGGCAUCAACUGUUGCAUACGCUACAACGAGUCGGUCGCUUUCAUCAUGCCCUACCUGCAACACGAUCGCUUUCACGAUUUCUUCAACAAAAUGGAUCUGACCGAGCUGCAACACUACAUGCGAAAUCUGCUAAUCGCGCUGCGUCACGUGCACAAAUUCAAUGUCAUACAUCGCGAUGUGAAGCCCAGCAACUUUCUAUAUAAUCGCCGCAAACGUCAAUUUCUACUCGUGGACUUUGGCUUGGCACAACAAGUGUUUACGACACACAUACCCACGGGUACGCUGGAGUCCGGCUGUGAGCAGUCGAAUGCGCCGCCCGCCUUGACAUCGGCGGCGGAGGGUAAGCGUCCGCGCGAUGGUGAUGAGACGAUGUCUAGCAAGACAGUCGAUGGCUCGAAUGGCAGCGUCGCGUCGUGCGACGCCUAUGGUGGCACCAAACGUCUGCGUUGUACCGCGCCGCAGGCUGAGCAAGAGCUCGUUGGCAGUGCAACACCGCAUGCGCGUGGCGCUAAUAGUUGCAUUGUCGGCGGUUCACCAUUCAAAAUGCCACUGAAACAAUUGAAUGAGAUUACCGGCGCGGCGUGCAAUAAAAGCGGUACUUCAGCAGGCGCGGCGCUAGCGGGUGUGGCGUCCAGCAAUAAUGCGCAUCAGAACAAUAAUGCAGCUGGCGGAAAUGGCAUUUGUGAACCAACGCUGGGUCGACAAGUGAAGUCGGCCAUAUUGGGUGGUGGCGGCGGCGGCAGUCCGGCAAGCAGUCGCUUUCACCAGAAGUUACGCCAGAGCGCUGGUUGUGCACGAAAUGCUAACAAUAACAACAACAACAACACGCCAGAAUCUGCUACCGGCUCGAACACGGCCGCCGCCGCCGCCGCCAUUGGUGGUGCUCCGUGCGCGGAUAACAACAAUGCGACGAGCAGAUACAAUACCAAUCGUAAUCUGAGCGUCGCCAAUGGUCCAAAAUGUGUUUGCUAUGGCAAUCCGCAGGUGUGCAAUAUGUGUCUGGUGAAAAAGGAAAUGCACGCUUCGCGAGCCGGCACGCCAGGCUAUCGGCCACCCGAAGUGUUGCUCAAGUAUGCGGACCAGACGACGGCGGUGGACAUUUGGGCAGCGGGCGUCAUAUUUCUCUCCAUACUCUCAUCGGUGUAUCCCUUCUUUAAAGCGCCGAACGAUUUCGUCGCACUCGCUGAAAUGGUGACGAUAUUCGGCGAUAAGACAAUACGCAAAACUGCCUUCAUACUCGACCGUUUGGUGACGCUCAGCCAGAAGACAAAACCGCUCGACCUGCGUAAACUCUGUGUACGCUUUCGCAAUCGCAUCAAAUUCAGCUCGCCGGAGUUGCUAAAGAAAUACCAGCGUACGGAUGGCACCUGUGAGGUGUGUCGCAACUGUGAUCAAUUCCACUUCAACUGUUUGUGCUCGGAGAGUAGUUACAUCACGGAACCACUAGACGAAGAUGACCCCUUCCCGCCAAGCGCCUACGAUCUACUCUACAAACUGCUCGAAGUCAAUCCACUACAUCGCAUCACUGCCGAGGAGGCGCUCAGACAUCCAUUCUUUAGCGAGACCAAAGUAACUGCCGUGGCAGGCAAUAAUAAUGUGCAAGGCGCUGCAAUUGCCGUCGAGUCGUCGCAGAAGAAGAGUGCGCGUGACAAAGUGGAGCCUUGAAAGUUGCCUAAGCGUCGUAGAAAGAAACGCAAAACCAAAGGGAGAGAGAAACCAAAAGAAACUGGCAGUUAGUGUGUCGAUGGGAAAACGUAAAAAUUUGUGUUUAUUGUUUUAUUCGAAAUUCACAUAUAAAUUAUCGAGCUUGUGCUUCGAACUAAGUACAAUGGGCAUCUUCAAAUGCAGCUACUAACAAACGGCACCCAAAACGCAUUGUGAAAUUUAUACGACAUUUAAAUCGUAUUUAUAUAUGUAUUUAAUAUUAUUAGUAUUUUAGUAGCAACAAACUUUUUGGGCGAACUCUAAUUUUCAAACUCAAUAAUGCCGAUGUCUGUAUGGAGAAAUUUUUACAAAUAUCUUUGAAAAAUUGUGUAUCAUAGUGUAGUAGUGUUUUAUAUAUAUAUAUAAAAUACUUGUAGUAUAAAA